AUGUCGUCUGUUAAGCAAGAACAAUCAUUAGACCAAACACAGCAACAAGAAUCGGAAACGCCAGUAUCGAAGCCAUCAACUACGGAUAGGGUUGUAGAUAGCGUUAAAUUUCCACCAAAACAUAAAUUAACUGUCGCCGAGGUGUUUGUUGGCCGAAAUGGACAACCGAAUUUAGAAUUAUUGAAAAAGUAUUUUAUCGCAGAGGGUAGAGUAGAUGAAACGACAGCAUUGCGCAUUAUUCAAGAGGGCGCUACAUUAUUAAAAGCUGAAAAUACGAUGAUUGAUAUUGAAGCUCCAGUCACUGUAUGCGGCGAUAUUCACGGUCAAUUUUUCGAUCUAAUGAAGUUAUUUGAAGUUGGCGGAUCACCAGCAACGACCAAAUAUCUAUUUCUCGGUGAUUAUGUUGACAGAGGCUAUUUUAGCAUAGAGUGCGUACUAUAUUUAUGGGCGCUGAAGAUUUGUUAUCCAACAACAUUAUUUCUAUUGCGGGGCAAUCAUGAAUGUCGGCAUUUGACUGAAUAUUUUACUUUUAAGCAAGAAUGUAAAAUUAAAUAUUCAGAACGUGUUUACGAUGCGUGCAUGGAUGCUUUCGAUUGUUUGCCAUUAGCUGCAUUAAUGAAUCAACAAUUUUUGUGUGUGCAUGGAGGUCUUUCACCGGAAAUUCAGGAUUUGGAUGAUAUAAGAAAGCUUGAUCGUUUCAAGGAACCACCGGCUUAUGGUCCAAUGUGCGAUUUAUUAUGGAGUGAUCCAUUAGAGGAUUUCGGCAAUGAGAAAAAUACCGACUUUUAUUCACACAAUACCGUUCGUGGAUGUUCAUACUUUUAUAGUUAUCGGGCGUGUUGUGAUUUUUUGCAAAAUAACAAUUUGUUAUCUAUCAUUCGUGCUCACGAGGCUCAAGAUGCUGGAUAUCGAAUGUAUCGAAAGAGUCUUACCACCGGUUUUCCAUCUCUUAUAACAAUUUUUUCAGCACCUAACUAUUUGGAUGUGUAUAAUAAUAAGGCUGCUGUCCUUAAAUAUGAAAAUAAUGUAAUGAAUAUAAGACAGUUUAACUGUUCGCCACAUCCUUAUUGGCUUCCAAACUUUAUGGAUGUAUUUACUUGGUCGCUGCCAUUUGUGGGCGAAAAGGUUACAGAGAUGCUGGUUAAUGUACUUAACAUAUGCUCGGAUGAUGAAUUGAUGAGUGAGAGCGAUGACACAUUAGAGGAAGCUAAUUUGCGUAAAGAGGUCAUUAGAAAUAAAAUUCGUGCAAUCGGUAAAAUGGCACGCGUAUUUUCUGUGUUAAGAGAGGAGUCAGAAUCUGUUUUGCAAUUGAAGGGACUAACACCAACUGGAGCUUUGCCACUUGGUGCGUUGUCUGGUGGAAAGACGUCACUUAAAAACGCAUUACAAGGCUUCUCACCGAAUCAUAAAAUCACGUCAUUUGCGGAAGCGAAAGGUCUCGAUGCGAUUAAUGAACGCAUGCCACCACGCAAAGAUGCUCCACCAACACCAACGGACGAGAAACCAUCAUCAACACUUAAAGUCGAUAUAAAGGGCGAUAAAACAACAAAUAAUCAUUCUUAA
Molecule: messenger RNA, 1563 nt
Organism: Chironomus riparius
Lineage: Eukaryota; Metazoa; Arthropoda; Insecta; Diptera; Chironomidae
Source: the annotation of a GenBank genome assembly